Molecule: messenger RNA, 2425 nt
Organism: Strongylocentrotus purpuratus (purple sea urchin)
Lineage: Eukaryota; Metazoa; Echinodermata; Echinoidea; Camarodonta; Strongylocentrotidae
Product: transmembrane protein 130
Exons: 6
Coding region: 144-971 (275 amino acids)
Source: RefSeq, a predicted model, not a curated record
UGACCAUUCAAUGUACAGUUCAUGAAGUGGAUGUAAUUGGCCAUUCAGGGGAAUUGGUUGGAAAGUCAAAUUCAAGCAUUCAAGUCACAGACACCAUCAAUGGUAACAUCUCAUUGAGUUCCAGUGCUUAUCCACAGUGCAAUAUGAGCAACCCUUCCUGUAGUAUACCUACCAAAACAAAGCUGACCAUGGAAGCAGAUCUCCAUGACCCUAGCUAUUUCUUUGAGGAGGCCGUUCUUCUCUACAAAUGGAACAUGGGUAAUGGGAUGAUCAUACAGUCAUCAUUGCCUGAGUUGACCUACAGCUACCCCAAGAAGGGAGAUUAUAACAUCACAGUGAACAUCACAGCCAUCAAGGAGGAGAGGAAGAUGGUCGGUGUCUGGUGGAGAACUAUAAGGGUUUUAGAUGCCAUUACAAAUUUAACAAUUAAAAGUCGAUCGUCUUCGGUACAAGUCGGCAACAAAGAGACUGUCAAUGUCACCUGCAAUGGAAGUCCACCAGUUGAGCUAUGUUUGACCGUUGAUGGACCGUCCAGUGAUUGGUCAAACCAAACCAACACCACCUGUGUGAUGGUGCUCAAUGAUACGUGUCAUACCACUAUCAACUACUACUUCCAAUCAUUAGGAGAGUAUACAUUCCAGGCAGCAGCCAGUAACAAUGUAAGCUUUGCAGUCAGUGUAUCUACAAUACAUGCACAUGCACCACCAGCCCUCCCAGCCCAGUCCAUAACUGCAAUAACAGUGGCCGUCAUUGCUGGACUCUGCAUGACAAGUUUUGCUCUCAUCUCCUUCAUCCAACACGUACGCAAGAACAGGAAACGUAACGUAGAGGUCGCGAACUUUGACUUCCAAUUCCGGGAGCACAGCGAUUCGUUUGUGAAACUGAAGACGAGUAUCUUUGGAUGGAAGAGAUAUAUCAGUGAGAAGAGUCUUUUGAAGGAUAAUUCCAGCUCAAACUUUUAUUCCUUGUGAGUGGUAAUGAUACAGGGAGUUUACAGAGAGAUAGUUGCAAGCUUGACCUGCAUAUAAUGUUCCCAAACGCUCAUUUAGUCUGGUUUCCAGGACUAAAGAGCUAAUGAGUUUGUCCUAAUACGUAGAAAUGUCAAAAUCCAUAAACCCUUGUCGUAGUCGUGUAUGUAGAUAAUAUCAUCACCACAGCUGAGAACAGGGUUAGUGCUCAUAGACAGAGAGAGGUAGAGAGAGAGAGAGAGAGAGAGAAAGCAAAGGAAUGAGGGAGGAAGAAAAAGAUGUAUUUUCUGUAGUGCAUACUUUCUACUAUGAGCUACUGGUGACAUGAUAGAUCUUUCCUUUUCGAUGAGAUCAAAAUAAUUCAAACAGUUCAGCAAACAACGGAUAAAAGAUUAUUUUUACCGAAGGAAAGCAGGCUUGGAACAUGCAGCAGGUGAAGGAUGCAACCCUGUGGAGGAUGUGUGCAAUCCGAAGAAGUAGUGCCAUUAGUAGUUUGAAAUAGUGAGGGUCGGGAGACCAGUAAUGGAUGAAGAUAUGGAGUGGGAUUUCAAGGAAUACAUACAUACCCACGGACAGGCCUAUCGUCUAUCGCGGUAGGAAUUUAUUCCUUGAAAUGCUAGAGCGCCGUAUGGUAUCCAUGCUAAAGCCAGGAUAAUAAUCGGGAGCACCAGGAGGGUCAAAUCUGACUGAUAUGAGCGCUAUACAAGAACCCAUUAUUAUUAUUAUUAUUAUAUAACUAGGAGCAGAACAAAAUAGCCGAGUUAGUCGUUGAGAACAAUCUGCUUAGAAUUUGAAAUCAAUGACUAAAUCAGUAACUCCGUCCUUCAAUUGUGAUUUUGUAUGCAAGCUUCUCUCCAUUUGUUUUGUAACUUGAACUUGGACUGUUUUGUACAUUAAAGUUUCAGCCUUUUCACUUUACUUUAACGAAUACCACAUGUUAAGAUUCUAAGCUUCUGAUUGGUCAAAACUGCAGGCGUGACAUUCAGUGGGCAGUAAAGCGAUAACAUUUUGACUUGGCAUAGUUCCAAACGCACAUACAAUGGAGGGACGCUAUAGAUGCCCGUGAAGUAUACAAUGGAAGUGCACAGUGGAUACAAACAUUUCUUUUAGAUAAAUUUCCCCACAUUUUCAAAUACAUCAUGAAAGGGAGAAUUAUUUCAUUGCCUUUUUGAGAAUCCACAAGUGGGAUGCAGUAUAUAAAACCAAUAUUGACUGCUGAAUUUUGGGGUCACCUUAAAACUAUAGCUCUUUGGUGAUCUGGAGCCUGCACUAUCGGUAUGUCCCUUGUUAACUUCCUCUCAGAGCACAGUACAGUUUCAAGAUCACCUUAGCAGAAAUGCCAACCAGUACGAUUAAAUUGUAUUGAGUACGAUAAUAAGAGUGAACUACAAUAAUACAAUAUCACCUCUUAAAAUACGAUUUAAAAACCCAUAAAAACAUGUACAAGUAAACCACUC